Patiria miniata (bat star) is the source of this 2696-nucleotide messenger RNA. RefSeq names its product mitochondrial pyruvate carrier 1-like protein. The record is from RefSeq and is a predicted model, not a curated record. The transcript is spliced from 7 exons. The coding region runs from base 264 to 857 and encodes 197 amino acids. Gene Ontology annotation, cellular component: mitochondrial inner membrane. NCBI's taxonomy places the organism in Eukaryota, Metazoa, Echinodermata, Asteroidea, Valvatida, Asterinidae. Gene Ontology annotation, biological process: pyruvate import into mitochondria.
UUAACAGUGGUGCCGGUGACUGGACUUGGUGAACCGGUUAUCUGAUCUCCUAUUUUCUAAAGAUUUCAAUCAAAGUUGUCUUAUUUUGGAACCAAGUGCUAAGUUAUGUAAUCAUACACUUGAUCGUGAUUUGUGGACUUUAGCUGAGCUAAAAAUAAGAUCGCAAAGUCCAGAGUUAAUGGUCUUUGAGACCGUGAUUUCUGCGUGACUUUACCAACGAAAACUCGGCCGUGUCACUAUUUCCAUCCACACUGCGUUGAGUAAUGGCAGUUUGUGUACGAUCAGCCGCCAAUCUUUUCAGCAAGAGAACUGCACGUUUUAUCAAGACACAGAGUCAUGUUUGCCGGCGAUUCGCUGCUUCAGACGGCACUGCAGCAGCCAAGAAACCUGUGCAGACAGAGUUGACAUGGGGACAGUAUUUCUUCAGCACACAUUUCUGGGGACCAGUUGCUAACUGGGGAAUCCCCCUCGCUGCAAUGGGUGACAUGAGGAGAGACCCAGAAAUCAUCAGCCCAAGGAUGACAGCAGCUCUGUGUAUCUACUCGGCCCUAUUCAUGCGGUUUGCAUGGAUGGUCAAGCCACGCAACAGUCUACUGUUUGCAUGUCACUUCACCAACGAAUGCGCUCAAAUCGGCCAGUUGGGACGGUGGUUUAAGCAUAACUAUGGUUCUAAAGGAGUAGGAACAGCAGCAACCGUAGCGAUAUCAGCACCAGCAGCACCAGCACCUGCUGCAGCAGCAGCACCGCCUGCACCUGCAGCAGCUGCCUCAGCAGUUCCUGAUACAGAAAGUCCAUCACCAAAAGCAAUAAAAUCCUCAGGAGAUUCAACUGAAGAUAAACCCACCAAGUCAGCGUAAAUAAUCUCUGGUACUAGCAUCAGGGUUAAAAUAGGAAAUGGAGAAAAAACCACUGCAUGUUGUCCAUUUUCUUUUUAAAGGUUUUGGAGAAAUUUAGAUUUUUGUUUAUUAUACACAAUGUGAAUGUUGGUGUAUACGUGCUUUUGGGGUGUGGCACCUUGAAAAAUAGAUUUUCAAAAUGAAUUGACAAUUUUCUAGAAUUACAUUAGUUAUAAGCUUUCCAAUGAGACAUCGUAUGAAAAAAUCGGCCCAUGACAAGUAAUCAAUUAGUUAAUUUCAACUUUUGAAUUAAAAACAGGAAUGGGAUAUGUAUGCUCAUAAUUUAUUCUGACUAGUGUGCACAAUUUCUGAACUGGAGUGUACCAUUUAAAAUAAAUUUUUAAAACUGUAUAAACCUGCAAAAACAAACAAGUACAUUUUGUAUAUUUUGUUAUAGGACAUAUUCCUUUAAAUUUUGUUCAGAAAAGAAAAUUGAAAUUAAAAAAAAGCAGGUAUAUACCAACUUUAAUAUUUAAUUGGUACGUUGGAAUAUAUAAUCAUUAUGUAUGGAAUUGAAAUUUGAGUUGUCAGUGGUGUAUUGGUCCACUCCGAGGAUAGAAAGACUUGUGUCCCUGGGCUGGCUAUUUUACAAUAAUUAAUAACAAAAUUAUGCUAGCACUGUACGAUAGAGUAAGCACAGAGAGGCUGUUGAAUUACAUCAGGGAACAGAAGUGGUCAAUGUCCAGGAGUACACAUUUGCCUGAUGGUCAGGGUAAUUCUAAGACAGAAUCUCCCCCACAUUGAAGAUGAAAUUUAAAACAAUUUCUGUUGCUUUUUUCCACAUAGCCAGCUGUUUUACCUUUUCUUUCACUAGCUUACCUGGCCUUUUUCCGAUUUUUUUUUUACCAAAUGAGUCUUUUCUAUAGAAAAAUAAAGCAGUCUUUUCCAAUGUUAGCCUAAAAUACAUAAUUUUGCUACUUGUGCAGGCUUUAAAGAACUGUUUUGGCAGUCAGUGAGUGCAGAAGCUUUGUAGUUUUUUUUAUCGAACUAAAUUUGGGUUUGCAGUCUUACCUCUGAAAAAAAGGGAAUAGAGAUUAUGUUGUUCACUUUCUUGAAGUGGAUUUUUUUAGAGUGACUUGUAUUUAAGAGCAUAUAUAGAGGUCCGCACAAAUAACGAUGACUCAAUUACUAUUGUAAAAUAGUCUACAAAAUAAUUUGGUAAAAGGUUUUAUUUUUGCACAGGUGUUUUCUUUGAGAAACAACUUGCAUGGCAUUUUACACGAAGAUACAAUUAUGCAAAUUAGAUUUAAACUUUUAUCUUUGAGUUGUAGAGGUCUUAAAACAGGGUUUAGGUAGGAUAGAUACAAAAUUACUCAGAAAUACAUUAUGAGAAAUAGAAUGUUUGUUUUCAAUUCAUUAAUAUACAUUUUUUUUAACCAACGUUAUUAGAUGAUCGGUUAAGCCCCGCCCACUGCGACGUCAGUUUCUUGACCACGCCCACUGCCCGUUCAGUAGCAUUGGAGCCGGAAGUUAACGCAACUUGAGUGCUUAUCCAAUAGGCGCCAGUAAUCAGUGUUGCGUGCGCGUGUAUGACGAAGUCACUUACCCAUGUGCACGGCUGUGAUUGAUCAAAGAAUCAAGGGCGGGGCUUAAUUGGUUGGAUAUCAUUUUUGUGUGCAAUCACAAUAACGAUGUUACAAAUUGAAAGCUUUGGUGUUUUAUUUCUUCAGAUGUUUCGCAUUCAUUCAAGCAAUGAAUGUGUAAUUAUAACAUUGCAGAAAAGACUGAUCAUGAACGGAAUGUUUUUAUAUUACUUGACCGAACAUGUAACACAAUAAAUAAAUAAUUUUGGUAUAAUUA